CGUCUGCACCCACUUGAGACGACAGCGGGUCUCUGUGCAUGCUCCAGCGCCCCGUUCCAGCCGUCGAGAGUGCCCUACCGCGUGCAUGCUCCAUGCCUCUUCCCUCGUCGUCGGGUAGGCAGUUGCUUUGGCACCGCAAGACGUCGUCGCCCGCAACCCACCACGGCCUGCACGGGCAUCCACAGUCGGCGACGCGUACACAUGCAGUGCUCAGCGUAACCGCCUCGCUCCCCACGCCGCCUGCCUCCCCCGUGCGGUUAUAGUCGCGUUGUUCGCGUCGCGGCCGGGACAGCGGAGUUGAUGAUUUACAGCGCCAUCUCGGGAGUGAACAUACGACGCGAAUACCACUGGAGUGUACCGUAGAGGGCGGCGGUCUCUCUAAUGGAAUUUCUCAAGACGUGCACCACGAAUGCGCACGCCAUAGGAGACUUUGAAGCUGUCGCAUACCAGGCCUUCUCCGUCACGCGCACACUGCGACCGCGCAACGGCACCACCCCGCCAGACGACACGGCCGCCGUCGAGGCCGAACUGCGCCAAGCCCAGCAUCUGGUCGCACAGGAUGCCACCCGGCCCUGGCUAUGGCUAUUCCGCUCCGCCGCGGCCACGCCCGACAAACCGACCCAGAGCCCGCCAGACGUGCCAGACCCGCCAGACGUCCAAGGCUACCACCUGCAGCGCAAACACGCGGGGUCCUUGAGAGCCUCCGACUUGGCUCGCUCGCCCAUACCCAUACGCGCUGCAUCCACCUCCCUCUCUUCCGCGGCCCCAGGACAGCACAAGGGCGCACAAGGUGGAGGUGCGCGGAACACCAACGCCAACAACCAAGCUAAUGCUGCCGACCAGCAACAGCCGCCUGAUUGCUUUACCGUCUACGAGUUGUUCACAUCGUCCAUCAUCGCCUUGCUCUCCUUCAACCUGGUCAGAGACUGCAGCGUCGUCGCUCUGAACUACCGUACAUUCGUGGCAAAGCCUGCAACCCAGGCUGAUCCCAGUCACAUCGACGUCGAUAGUCCUGCAGACGUGCAUUGGCUCACCAGCAUAAGCGUAUACUGGGGUAGCUCAGGCACGCUAGUCAUCUCGACCUUCACCGAACAGAACCGCGAAAUCCGAUGUUUGGACGACAUAUCUUCCGACGCCGACUACACUCGACUCAUCGGCAAGUGCGUCCGUGUGGCUCCAAGUGGCUUGCUCGCCCACGUUACGAGUUUCGACGAUCCCCUAGAUACCGUAACCGAGGAUACUGGUCAGCGCCCGAAGAAGAAGCGAGCUAGGCUUGGGGCUACGGAACAAAGCAUCGAAAAAUGGAAAUCAUGUGUCAAGCGCUGGCUAGCCUGGAAAGGGUACCUUCUCCCUGAUCUUCAGAAGAAAAGCUCCUGGGUCAGAAUGCGCAUAGCUCAGUCUGCGGUAUCAAGCGUGGCCUCGCCACUUUUCGACCGAGAAAUGCUCUGGCCGCGAGCGCUUUGUUACUACUAUGAUACGGAGCUAUCUGGACCUGCAAAUGUAGAUUCAAACACGUAUCCAGCAUUAGAAUGUUCCAAUCGUACGCUGCAGUGGUUCGAGACGACUGAUUCAGUAGGCUUCAAGGAUCCUCUAGACGUAGCGCAGGAAUGGUUUCUGGGCAGGCCCGAACGUGAUAAGAUUUUGGAGGCCCGACGCAAAUCCAAGAAGGCGGAAGAAGAUGCAAACCGUCGCAAAGACGAGUGUCCUGGCUUAUACCCAUCAUCUCCGCUAAAUACUCGCUCUGGCACCUACGGCGACCUCCAGGCAGUCAGCGGGGUAUACCCAACGCCUCCUGACGGCAUCCUUCCUGGCGCUGGACCUUCCACCCACAAUACACCCAGCGUUUCGGGUGCAGCUUCUAAUGUAAUUCUAGUCCCUGGUGGAACCAAUCCUGCCAUCAGUCUCCUGGCGCCACAAGAGGAUUUCCAUGUCGACGCGCCACAACACCCACUAACCUCCCCCACCCUUCCUACAACCGCAGACAACCUCAACAUAUCUGCUGGCGACGAUGACCUGUUCGGAGAUAUGGACGAGGACGGAUAUGUUGGCCACGGGGUGAACGAUGAGGAUUUCGACUUUUUUGACGAACCCGAUGGCGAGGAUGUCGACAUGCUAGACGCGCCGAUGCUGGAAGACAGUAAAAUGGCGGCGAAUGACACGUCUGAGCAACAUGCAGCGGCGCAUGUAGUUUUGGACCCUCGGGUCAAAGAGGAUAUGUCUGACCCCCUGGCCGCACUUGAAAAUGCUCUUGAUGAGGCCUCCAAUUCCGCCCAUGAACAAGUGCACGAUGCCAAGCUCGAACACACCUUCGCCGUUCCAUCUUCUCCAGUGAAGAGGCCCCUGGAGGUUGCUCUUCCUCAGCAAAUGCAAUCCCCAAAUGGCAGCAAAACCCCUGUUUUCAAAGAACCUACGCCUCCAUUGAGCCCUACUGCCAUUGCAAAGGCAUUGUUGCCGUCUCCGCCCGGCAAGAGGGUAGCGCCAACUCUCCAGGAGCAGGCCACGAACCGCCACCGUGAUGGCGCAUUCGAUCCCCUCAACUUCAGUCGCAAAAUGAGCCUAUCUGACGCAAAGUACCAAGACGGGCGUUUUACUGCACAUCGAGAAAAUAAUGUUGACGAUGACCUUCAGGUUGAGAGACGCCUUUCUCGGGCGAAGAGUUUGCGAGAUCUCCCUAUGCUAACGACGUUACGAUAUGCUAUUGGUGUUGUGUCGGCGAACAGAUUACCUGAAGAGAUGCCCGUGGUUCCUACGGCUUACGACGAUUCGGACUCUUCGAGUGAUACCUCGGAGGUGUCUGAGGAUGAUAUUGACGAAGAGCUACCAGCAGAACCUCUGUCUAUUUUGGGUAGUCUCGUUAUGACCGCAAAAAGAAAACUACCUACAGACGGCAAUGCCACGCCCUUGUCGACCAUGUCUUUCGCGGAAUCACUGGGCGGUGAUUUUCCUAACUAUUACAACCUGCAGCUCGAUGAGGCGUCCCUUGCUUGCUUCGAGCCAAGCUCUUCGGACUGGUCAUUGGUAAACUUGCCAUCUCCCGUCGAAAGAUUGUUGACCGGCGCACGUUACAACAUGCCAUCAUUUGCCCCUCUAAUAGCGCAGUGGCCGGGUACGCCUACCUCGCAACCGGAUGUCACUAUGGACACAACAGACGAGAAGCCUCUGAGUGGAAAGGACAACAUCGCAAUAACCCAGAUAGUCACAGAUCAGAUCAUUUCCGCGACUCUGGACGUUCUCGAAGAAGAUUCGACUUGGGCGCCAAUAUCCAAUCCCCGCCCAUCAUCCGAGACGCGCUGGCACGACGCCAUCAACAAAAUCUUUCCAAAAGCCACCGAGUGUUCCGUUCUAACGCUGGCAACCAUUCACGAGAUACUUCCGGGUUAUCCGGCCCAAGCGAAAGCCCAGCAGAGACUCCCACCACGUAACUCGAACGAAGGAGUGACCGUAUCGGGGAACCAAAUGUUCCAAAUUCACCCGCCUUUCAUCCGAGUCCGACGUGCAGAGAUGCACUGGGAAUUGCUUCCUCCGGCUAUUGCUUUCUGGGAGCCUCUUGGCUUGGCCCCCGUGAAUGAGCCAAAGAACGUAAUCGCCUUCUGCGUGUAUCCCCACAGUGACUCUUUGAGACCUUGCCUGGAAAACUUUCUCUUGAACGUUCAGCUCGCAUAUGACAGCUGUAAGCUUGGUAGUCAUUCACGGGUUGUGACUAUAGCCGAGUACGAUGGGGGUUUGGUGCCUUGCAGAAUUCCUACAGCUACCACAUCACGAGAUGCGUUCAAAGCGUUGAGGGAGACUUGUGUUCAGCUUGGCAAACUCCUCGCUAUGAACUAUGCGCACAUCCGAGCGCAGCAAGACUCCAAAAUUGAUGCCUUUGUUAUCUACAUGGUCGAUCCGUUUGGCAAUCCUUCAGCGCUUUGGGAUUUGUGUUCGGCGUUUUGGACUCUCUUCCAGACAUAUGGUCAGGGUCCACCAGGCCGUCCAGACCAGCCUCAAAAGCCAGAUCUCGUGCUUCAGGUCAUACCAAUGAAGUGUAUAGCUUCUUUCGAUGCUCCCGUCAUUCUGGAUGCAAGCACAUACGUCAACCUUGCUCGAGAAGUUUACGAUCGAUGCCCGCCGAGCGUCCCGAAUGGGGACAAGACACCUCUCAACAUCCACAAGGCGCCCGCAUUCCAGCUGGAAGAAACGAUACCCCGCCAGGUGCCAUUCAAGCUGAUCUCCGAGCCACCCCACGAUCUGCUCCGCGAGAACUCGUACAUGCAUGUCGGCUAUGCCGUCAGUCUCGACGGCACCUGGAUCACCGCGGCCUGGACCGACAAUUGCGGCAAAUCCCAAGCCGUCGUCACAUACCAUCUUGGCACACGUGUGUUUUCCGAGAUCGCCAAAGAAAUAUGGCAAACGACGAUCGAGAUCCUGCGAUGCCGAAGAGUAAGUUGGCGUUGCUGCAUCGCCAAAUGCGGCGUCAUGGAACGAGACGAGCUAGAAGCAUGGAUCCAGAUCAUCUCCUGCCCAACCCAAGUCAACCUCUUCCUAACGCUCCUCACCGUCGACACCGACUCCCCCAUCAAACUAACCCCCACCAUGCCCUCGUCAACCACCGCCCAACCAUCCGCAAACACACCCGGCUCCACCCCACAAGCCAGCAUCUCCCCCGACCCAUCCCAAGGCUUCACCCCCGUCGCCACCCCCUCCGCAGACACCGCCACCGACCCCUCCACCGACCCCGAAGCCCGCCUCAUCGACACCACAGACGAAUCAUGGGGCAUCAUCCUCGCGCACCGCCUACACAACUCCCACUCCACCACCCAAUUCAGCCCCGCCCUCAUCUCCGGCCUGCUCAUCAAACGCGGCGAAACCCACGCCACGGCCUCGUCCCCACUCCACACCACCCCGGGCCCCAUCGUCGUAGGCGUAAACAUCCUCUGGAUCGGCUCCGUAAACUCGACGCGCAAUCUGCCUGUUGGUGCAGAUGGCACGAUCAAUGCGGCCCCCGAGCGUAUUAAUAAUUGGCUCAUGUGGACGCCGACCGUGCAGACGCGCACUACGGCUGAGAGUCUGCUUAAGGAGGUGUUGAGCCAGUUUAGGGGGUUGGGGUUGUUGGCUCGGCUGAGGGGGAUGAGGGGGACGAGGCAUGGGACUGUGCCGUGGCAUAUUGCUGCUGCGAAGAGGGGGGUUGGCGGGUUGGGACGGGUGGGGGGUGGACUUUGA
Dothidotthia symphoricarpi CBS 119687 is the source of this 5199-nucleotide messenger RNA. RefSeq lists its product as uncharacterized. Gene Ontology annotation, biological process: regulation of transcription by RNA polymerase II. The record is from RefSeq and is a predicted model, not a curated record. Gene Ontology annotation, molecular function: transcription coregulator activity. The coding region runs from base 382 to 5199 and encodes 1605 amino acids. Gene Ontology annotation, cellular component: mediator complex. Lineage: Eukaryota; Fungi; Ascomycota; Dothideomycetes; Pleosporales; Dothidotthiaceae. The transcript is spliced from 3 exons.